This is a messenger RNA of Spea bombifrons (plains spadefoot toad), 2382 nucleotides long. RefSeq names its product proline rich 7, synaptic (gene PRR7). Bases 828 to 1610 code for a protein of 260 amino acids. The record is from RefSeq and is a predicted model, not a curated record. The transcript is spliced from 3 exons. Lineage: Eukaryota; Metazoa; Chordata; Amphibia; Anura; Pelobatidae.
GGACUCCCAGCAGCUCACGCUAUUCCUUCAGUACUGUAUGGACUGGUUUAACUGGUGCCUCCUGAAGGCACCAGUGGGUGGACUCUGAGAUAAGGUUGCUGGAGCCUGAGAGGAACUGCCAGCCUCCCCAGCUGCGGGCACAGAAUAAGAUGUUGCCUGUCCUCUGGAGUGUGCCAUCUCCCACAGGAGCUGCCGCCGCCGCCGCUCACUGAAACGAGAACAGAGCCCGGGGAAGCUCUCGUCGUCAGAAAUCUGUGGGAGGGAGAUGUAGGAAGGAGGAAGACAGACUGUCAGCUCAGUGUACCAGGCAACAAAAGGCUGGCACCAUUCUGUCUGCCCGUCUCCUGCAGAGCUUUACUUCAAACUACACGGCUACCAUACAACCUCAGAUGAGUAUGACAGAUGACAAAUCCUUAAGGGAUUAGGAUACUGGUUGCUUAAAAACUGUUGACCACCGAUGAUCUGGAAAUACAACUGGCAGAUAAAUCAUAUUUGUUAUAUAAAUAACAAAAACAAACAGUACAUUUAUUUUCACUGUGUUUUCUUCCUCAAAAGCCUAUAUAGUAAUGGAUAGCUAAAAUAAAGAACUCUUAUUCUGGUCAGUGUCCACUGUAAGUGGGUCACACCAGAUGAAAGGACGCCAUUUGAUAACCAAUAAGUAAGUAGAGAGCCUGCAUGGCCCGCAAGUCUAUCAGAUGACACUGUAUGAUACUCAAGCCAGAGAGAGUUACCAGCGGAAUGGUGUAAAUGGACAAAUAUACCCAUGAACUAAGGCAGAAUAACUGAAACGUCUUGGAAAGAGAGAAAGAUGAAGAAUCGGGGAUGAUAUGCCAUUCUUGGACAAAGAGUACUUGACCCUGGUGCCCCCAUCUGUAAACCUGCAGUGCAUGUUUGGGGGUUCCUGCCCCUCUGUGUGGCAAAAUAAGAUGGUUAUGUCUCAGGGCACAUACACGUUCCUCAGUUGUUUUGCUGGCUUUUGGCUAAUCUGGGGGCUCAUAGUACUUCUCUGCUGCCUCUGCAGUUUCUUUAGGCGUCGUAUGAAGAGACGGCGUGAGGAAAGGUUAAGGGAGCAAAGUUUACGGUCUGUCCAAAUAGAGCCUUUGCAGUAUGAGGAGUAUGUGAGCAGCCCUCGUAUUCCUGUGUCGCAUCGAAUACGUGCACAAGCACAAACACAACAGCCACAACCAGCAGCAGCACAAGCACGGCCCUGGUCUGCCACACGCAGGAAUGAGCCAGAUCUUUCUCAGCCACCAUGUUAUGAAGAGGCGCUUCUAAUGGCUGAACCACCACCACCCUAUAGUGAGGUGCUCACUGACACACGUGGGAUUUAUCGAAAGAUUCUCAGUCCUUUCCUUGCUGUCCAGGAUAAAGUGGUCAAACCAGAGCAGCCCCUCAGCCAUAAACAGCAUCUGUCAGGACCACCACACACCCAACCACUUCCUGGAGCCCUGAGUUCCCAGAUCCCAGUCAGCCUCCCACAGGAAGCACAGAGGGCAAGGCCACCAUCUUGGGCUGGAUCUGACCUGGGCACUGGGGGACUGCACAGACUGCCUGGAGGUUGUCAGCUCAUCUUCCCAAUUCCCCUGCUGGGCAGGACUACCGCUGUUUGAAUCAACACAUGCAUAUGGGCCUAUAUCCCUAAGAUUUUGUGGCCUAGAUGGGAACUUUUGGGAAUUAUGAACUUUACAGGAUAACGUGAAUGGAAUAAUUAUAUGUUCCGUGUUUGAGACUACAUCAGUGACCCUAUUAAUGACAAACCGAAAACGUUCCAUGGACCAAGAAACUGUCAAAUAGGACUAUAAGGAAGAUUUGGUGGACAAUGUACAGCUGACCAGCUCUAGAAGAGAGAUGCCAUGUUCUACUUUCUAAAGACAAACAUGGACUGCAAGCCAUCUUUAUUUAUAUUUAUGUAUGGUUUUUAUUUAUUUAAUUUCUCAUUCUUUUUGGUGGGAUUAAACUUAAAUGUAUCAGCCAUUGUAUGUGUGUGUAAGAUACCACAUGCAACCACAGUUUAAAUAGUAUGUCUGUUUCUGUGUGUUGUACACACUAUGCGUGAGUGGGAGAGUACUGCUUUCUCUAUAUCAGUCAGAUCUUCAAUUUGUUUAAUCUGAAAGGGCUACACAUUGAAAAUCUGAGAAUACUUUUAAAUUGUUAUAUAGUAAAUGAUAAAAUGCAGUUACCCGGUUAAAACUGUCAAUGCUGAAGUAAUCUCUGUAGUGGUACGUAACAUACAAAGAUUUUCAUUUUUGUACAAGUAUAAUGUUUUAAGGUUGGAAUUCACCAAAUGCUGACACUGGGAGUAACACUUUUGUCCAGCUAUAACUACAAUUCACUCAAAGAGAAUCCAACACUAAAAAUAAAAUAAACCUUAUUCAAUUUCAA